This is a messenger RNA of Lycium barbarum (goji berry), 2349 nucleotides long. RefSeq lists its product as uncharacterized. The record is from RefSeq and is a predicted model, not a curated record. Gene Ontology annotation, molecular function: GTPase activity; GTP binding. The coding region runs from base 80 to 2077 and encodes 665 amino acids. Lineage: Eukaryota; Viridiplantae; Streptophyta; Magnoliopsida; Solanales; Solanaceae. Gene Ontology annotation, cellular component: cytosol; ribonucleoprotein complex. The transcript is spliced from 19 exons.
UUUCCUAAAACCCUAAACCUCUAUAAACAAGAGGACUAAGAUUUAGCAGCACACGAAGCAGCCAUUUCUGUCCUUCGAAAUGGUGGUCGGUCCAUUACUUCGAUCUCUGUGGUCCACAUCAACUCGAACCACCUCUUCUCAUUAUUCGCAUACCAAACCUUUAUUAUCCUACGCUCGAGCUGCUUUCUCUACCGCCGCCGCUACUGCCCCCGCCGAUGCUGCACACGGCGGCGCGCUGGAUCCUGGGCGGCUGAGGAAUGUGGCGGUUAUAGCUCAUGUUGAUCAUGGAAAGACGACUCUUAUGGAUAGGUUGCUUAGACAGUGUGGCGCUGAUAUACCUCAUGAACGUGCUUUGGAUUCUAUUGACCUUGAACGAGAACGCGGUAUCACUAUUGCUUCUAAGGUUACAUCCAUCUCAUGGAAGGACAAAGAGCUAAACAUGGUGGACACUCCUGGACACGCAGAUUUUGGUGGUGAAGUUGAGAGGGUUGUUGGCAUGGUUGAGGGAGCAGUACUAGUUGUUGAUGCUGGUGAAGGUCCGCUGGCACAGACAAAAUUUGUUCUUGCUAAGGCCCUAAAAUAUGGUUUACGCCCCAUUCUUCUUCUCAAUAAAGUAGACAAACCUGCAGUGACCGAAGAGAGAUGUGAUGAAGUUGAGAGCCUUGUAUUUGAUCUUUUCGCAAACCUUGGUGCUACAGAGGAACAAUUAGAUUUUCCUGUUCUUUAUGCUUCAGCGAAAGAAGGAUGGGCAUCUUCCACAUAUACAAAAAGUCCUCCUGAUGUGAAGGAUAUGUCGCAAUUGCUCGAUGCUAUUGUUGGGCAUGUUCCUCCACCGAGUGCCAGCCUAGAUGCCCCUUUUCAGAUGUUGGUUUCCAUGAUGGAGAAAGAUCCUUAUCUUGGGCGUGUUUUGACGGGUCGUGUAACUUGUGGAGUUGUUCGUGUCGGUGAUAAAGUAAACGGGCUUAAGAAGACAGACGAUGGAACUGUAAAAAUUGAAGAAGGAAAGAUUGUGAAGCUGAUGAAAAAGAAGGGUAUGAGAGCAGAUCCAGUUGAUAGUGCUGGUGCAGGUGACAUAGUGUCCAUGGCAGGUUUGUCAAGUCCGACAAUUGGACACACAGUUGCAAAUGCGGAGGUUCUGACAGCGUUGCCCACGGUUGUGCUUGAUCCCCCUACCAUCUCCAUGACUUUCGGCGUCAAUGAUUCUCCCUUGGCUGGUUCUGAUGGUAUUCAUUUGACUGGAGGGAAAAUUGGUGACCGGCUGCUAGCUGAAUCAGAAACAAAUCUUGCCAUAAAUGUUCUCCCCAGUACGUCGGAAUCAUAUGAAGUGCAGGGUAGAGGUGAACUUCAAUUAGGCAUCUUAAUUGAAAACAUGAGACGCGAAGGAUUUGAGCUCUCUGUCUCCCCACCUAAAGUCAUGUACAAAGUAGAGAGAGGUGUUAAGCUUGAGCCAAUUGAAGAAGUGACUAUUGAGGUUGAUGACGCUCAUGUAGGUUUGGUCAUGGAAGCACUUUCUCACAGGCGAGGUGAAGUUACUGACAUGGGCCCUGUUCCUGGCAACGUAGGAAGGACUAGAAUGUGUCUGACAUGUCCUUCAAGAGGACUGGUUGGCUAUAGAAGUGUGUUCAGCAGUGACACCCGUGGCUCUGGAUUUAUGCACCGGGCUUUUCAGACUUAUGAAAAAUAUCGUGGUCCUCUUGGAAAUGUCAGGAAAGGAGUUCUAGUAUCAAUGGGCCGUGGCUUAAUCACUGCUCAUGCAUUGACGAGUUUAGAAGCUCGUGGAAUUCUUUUUGUGGCUCCUGGGAUGGAGACAUAUGAUGGCAUGAUUAUUGGAGAACAUUCUCGAGAUACAGAUCUUGAUGUCAACCCGGUUAGGGCAAAAGAACUCAACAAUAUAAGGGCCCCUAGCAAGGAUGAGAAUGUGAAGUUAACUCCUCCUCGCCUUAUGUCUCUUGAAGAAGCCAUAGGAUACGUUGCUUCCGAUGAGCUUAUUGAGGUUACACCGAAAGCCAUUAGGCUAAGAAAGAGAUACCUGGAAGUGAACAAGAGAAAAACAAUGAGCAAGAGGCCCAAGGAUUGAAGUCUCUUUCUUUAUUUUCCCUCUAUACUUGUCAAAGAUUUUGCCACCAUUUGUAUAUGUGAAGCUUAAUUAUCUUCGCCUGUACUUAGAUGUUCCUCAUUUAUACAUCUUUACACUUAAUAUAGAUAGAAAAAAAGAAGUUGUAUCACAGAAUAUUCUUUUUCAAGCUCUGGCUAUCGGGAAAUGUAUUUCACUGUAACAGCUUAUUAAAGGCAGAGUUACUGAAAAUAAAAUGCUUGAACGCAAUAAAAACAUGUCGAACUUUGACCUCU